Molecule: messenger RNA, 1811 nt
Organism: Lactuca sativa (garden lettuce)
Lineage: Eukaryota; Viridiplantae; Streptophyta; Magnoliopsida; Asterales; Asteraceae
Product: palmitoyl-acyl carrier protein thioesterase, chloroplastic
Biological process (GO): fatty acid biosynthetic process
Molecular function (GO): fatty acyl-[ACP] hydrolase activity; acyl carrier activity
Source: RefSeq, a predicted model, not a curated record
GCACCAAAUCCCUACUACCAAAAAAACAGCUGGCCCUCUUCCAUAUCUCUCUCUUUCCUGUUCCUGUUGUAAAACACUAAAGAAAUUGAAGAUUCUGAGAAGAAAAUUCGACAUUCUUUGAAAUCGCAGACAUAGGUUAACGAUUCUUCUAAAAAAAUUCGUCUACAGGGCUUGCAGAUCGGACAACCAUGACUACGCCUUUUUGAUUGCAUAAACAUACAUCGUUUUCCAUGUUUGAUUCACUCAUUCAUUCAUUGUACACGUGUUCUCGAUCCUUGUUAGCUUAGAAAAGGGAUAUACAAUACAAUUGCCCUUUGGUUGGCUUUGAUUGUACAUAAGUCCAACUACAACAAACAUACAAGUGAGUGAAUCCAGCUUUUGAAUUCUAUAAUCAUGGUUGCUACAGCUGCAACUGCAUCACUGUUUCCUGUUUCUUCCCCACAACCUAAUGGAGCCAAGACAUCUGGUAAGCAUGGAGGUGUACCUGAUAAUCUUGAUGUACGUGGAAUCAAGACAAAAUCUGUAAAUUCAGGGAGUAAUGGUAUGCAAGUGAAAGCUAAUGCACAAGCACCUACAGAAGUAAAUGGGAGCAGAGUUCGACUCAUGAAUGGCAUCAAAAAUGAUGAUAAUCUCACAUCACAUGCUCCAAGAACAUUCAUCAACCAGUUACCUGAUUGGAGCAUGCUUCUUGCUGCAAUCACUACAAUCUUUUUAGCUGCAGAGAAACAAUGGAUGAUGCUAGAAUGGAAGACCAAAAGGCCAGACAUGCUUGCUGAUCUUGAUCCUUUUGGUUUAGGGAGAAUUGUUCAAGAUGGGCUUGUGUUUAGACAAAAUUUUUCCAUUAGGUCAUAUGAAAUAGGAGCUGAUCGAACUGCAUCUAUAGAAACACUUAUGAAUCAUUUUCAGGAAACAGCUCUUAAUCAUGUAAAGACUGCAGGACUCUUGGGUGAUGGAUUUGGUUCAACACCAGAGAUGUGUAAAAAGAAUCUUUUUUGGGUUGUGACAAAGAUGCAAGUGAUGGUAGAUCGUUAUCCAACAUGGGGUGAUGUUGUUCAAGUGGAUACUUGGGUAGCUCCAUCUGGGAAAAACGGUAUGCGACGUGAUUGGCUGCUUCGUGAUUGGAAAACAGGCGAGAUUUUAACAAGAGCUUCAAGUAAUUGGGUUAUGAUGAAUAAAGAAACAAGAAAGUUAUCAAAAAUUCCAGAUGAAGUCCGGGGUGAAAUAGAGCAUUAUUUUGUAGAUGCUCCUCCAGUUGUGGAGGACGAUAACGUAAAAUUACCUAAACUUGAAGAGGCCAAAGCUGACUAUGUUCGCACGGGUUUGACUCCAAGGUGGAGUGAUUUGGAUGUCAACCAACAUGUUAACAAUGUGAAGUAUAUCGGCUGGAUCCUUGAGAGUGCUCCGAAAGAAGUUGUGGAGAAAUAUGAGCUUGCUAGCAUGACUCUGGAGUAUCGAAGAGAAUGUAGGAAGGAUAGUGAGUUGAAGUCGCUCACUUCGGUAUUGGGAAAUGGGAAUGGAAUUGGUGAUUCCGGUUCCGGCCAUGUUGAUUGCCAACAUGUGCUCCAAUUCCAGGGUGGUGGUGGUGGUGAGAUUGUGAAAGGGAGGACCGGGUGGCGGCCCAGGUAUGAGAAUCAGAUCAAGGGCAUUGAUGUCUUUUCUGGUGGAAAGGCAUAAUGCUAAUAUUAGCAUAGUUGUUGAAAAUGACAUUAUUGCCCUUGGCUUGUGUAUAAAGAAUCAAUCAUCCUAUCUCUAUGCUGAUGGAAAUAACUUGCUUGUCGUGGCUUCUUAUAUAUAUAUUUUUCUAAUUUGUA